Molecule: messenger RNA, 1451 nt
Organism: Ficedula albicollis (Collared flycatcher)
Lineage: Eukaryota; Metazoa; Chordata; Aves; Passeriformes; Muscicapidae
Gene: ANKRD66
Product: ankyrin repeat domain 66
Exons: 4
Coding region: 623-1261 (212 amino acids)
Molecular function (GO): protein binding
Source: RefSeq, a predicted model, not a curated record
GCAGGGUGUCAGCACAGUUUGGUCCUAUGUGUUCCCAGCAGGGUAUCACCACAGUUUGAUCCCAUGUGUCCCCAGCAGGGUGUCACCACAGUUUGAUCCCAUGUGUCCCCAGCAGUAAGUCACCAGUUUCUGGGCUGCUGUGAACACGUCAGUGGGGUUGUUGAGUGCAAGCCCCGAUCCCUACCCAGAGGAGCCACCACCUACUAUUCCAGAGGCUGGGAUUGUUGUGUCACAGGGUAAAGUACAGGCAGGCUGUCCCUGUCCUGGCGGGUCCGUGUGGCUGACACAGCAGUCCUCGACUUGUCCCUUGUACUGAGCUUGGGCUUAAAACACACCAGGGGAACCACGUCCUAAAACCACCUUCUCUGUUCAACACUCGCUGAGCCAAAGAGACCUGUGCACGUACUGGGGUUUGCAGGAGGUGAAGUGCCUGGCAGAGCACUCAAACCUCCUCCUCUUUGUCCCUCUCAGCCUCCCAGAAGAAUUUAGGUGGGGAAGGACCGCUGGAAGUCACCUAGCCCAAACACCUGCUCAAAGCAGGGCACACAGGGGGCUGCCUCAGUCUGCAUGUCUCAGUGCUGGACACCUAAGGCAGAGUUUAAUCACCCUUGCUGUGAGUUAUAUGUUCCCCUUCCAUCUCGUCGGAGUUUUCCCUGCUGCUUCCCAUCCCCACAGCCGUGCCAGGAGGCUCCUUCCUGAAGAGUGCAGCAUGACAGAGCUCCAUGAAGCCGUGGCUGUGGGCGACUAUGACCUGGUGGAAAAGAUUUUGAAGGCAGGGCACUGCGACCCAAACCAGAAGGAUGCUGACUGGCAUGACAGGACCCCCCUGCACUGGGCUGCUGCCAAAGGGCGGCCGGACCUGCUCAGGCUCCUGGUGGCUCACGGCGCCCGGCCGUGCCUGCGCAGCGCUGUGGGCUGGACCGCCGCUCACUUCGCUGCCGAGGCGGGCGAGCUGCGGGUGCUCCGCGCCCUCCACUCCCUGCACGCCGCUAUGGAUGCUGCCGACCUCUUCGGAGACACUCCCCGGAGGCUCGCGGAGAUCUACGGACACCGGGAGUGCUCCAAAUUCUUGGAAAAAGCAGAGGUGGAAAGUAGGAACUACCACAGGAAAGCUGCACUGAGAAAAAUCCCCUUAGACCAGAGAGAUGAAGACUGGGAGCUCAAGAAAGAAGAUCUUCGGAAAAAUCCACCAUGUUUUUGGGAGAAGUGCACGGCCUCUAUUCAAAAGAAAAACAGGAAGAAAAAGGGGAAGCAGUGGUGAGCCCUGCCUGUUUGGUGCCUCCGAGUGCUUGCAAAGGCACUGGCAGGCCUCAGGUGGAUCUGCAGUGUGAUAUUGGGGAGAAUGGAAGAAGCAGAUGGCUACAUGAGUGCAUCCUUAGAGAUAUACUGUAAACAAUUUCAUUAAGAGCUAGAUGUUCUUCAGCCUCUCUCUGAGUUUCUAUUGUGUGAUC